AAAAAUGGCUCUAGCGCGGCCGCCGCAGCUUUGGUUGCUCGCAGCUCGGUUGUUUCUGGCGCCUCGACGGAACCUGGCGGUUAGUGGGACCGACGAGCCCCUUCCAGUGGUGCGCAUCCCACGGGCUCUACAGCGGCUGCAGGAACGGCGGCAGAGCGGGCGGCGGAGCUCCUCGCGGCCUGUACUGGUGCGACCUGGCCGGUUGCUGAUCUCGGCGCGGCGGCCGGAGUUCAACCAGCCGGCGCGCCUCACGCUGGCUCGUUGGGAGAGCGCGCCACUCGCUUCUCGUGGCUGGAAGAACCGACGCGCCCGCUGGGACCACUUCUCCAUCGAGCGCGCACAACGCGAGACACCAGCAUUGCGGAACUUCUCGUCCGAAGGCACCUUCGCCGAUCUAGGUCUGGAGCCACGCGUACUGCGCGCACUGCAGGAGGUUGCUCCCGAAGUCGUUCGGCCCACUACGGUGCAGUCGAGUACCAUCCCCUCAUUACUUAGCGGCCGCCACAUCCUUUGCGCAGCAGAAACUGGCAGUGGCAAGACUCUCAGCUACCUGCUACCCCUGCUUCAACAGCUCUUGGGCCGGCCAGGCCGGGACCCCGGCAGUAUCCCUGCUCCCCGAGGUCUGGUCCUUGUGCCUUCGCGAGAAUUAGCCGAACAGGUGCGGGCCGUGGCCCAGCCCUUAGGCAGAUCCUUGGGACUCCAGGUGCAGGAGUUAGGGGGAGGGCAUGGCAUGAGUAGGAUUAGGCAACAACUGUCCAAACUACCUCCAGCCGAUGUACUGGUGGCCACUCCAGGGGCUCUGUGGAAGGCUCUGAAACGUCAUCUGAUCAACUUGGAGCAGCUCUCCUUCUUGGUACUGGAUGAGGCAGACACACUAUUGGAUGAAAGUUUCCUGGAACUGGUGGACUACAUCUUGGAGAAGAGCAAUAUAGCAGAAGGCCCAGAUGACUUAAAAGACCCCUUCAAUCCCAAAGCUCAGUUGGUGCUGGUAGGGGCCACAUUUCCCAAAGGUGUAGGCCAGCUGCUGAGUAAAGUCUCCAACUCAGACUCUCUAACCACCAUCACCAGCUCCAAGCUCCAUUGUAUUAUGCCUCAUGUCAAACAGACAUUUAUGAGGCUGAAGGGAGCAGAGAAGGUAUCUGAGUUGGUGCAGAUCCUAAAGCAGCGUGACAGAGCAGAUAGGACUGGCUCCUCAGGAACUGUUCUGGUGUUCUGUAAUAGUUCCAGCACUGUGAACUGGCUAGGAUAUAUUCUGGAUGACCACAAAAUCCAACACCUAAGGCUGCAGGGACAAAUGCCAGCCUCAAUGAGGGCAGGUAUCUUCCAGAGCUUCCAGAAGGGGUCCCGAGACAUACUUCUCUGCACAGACAUAGCCUCUCGGGGCCUGGACAGUACCCAUGUGGAGCUAGUUGUCAAUUAUGAUUUCCCCCUCACCCUGCAGGACUACAUACACAGAGCAGGAAGGGUGGGCCGAGUAGGGAGUGAGGUGCCAGGCACCGUCAUCAGCUUCGUUACCCAUCCCUGGGAUGUGAGCCUCGUUCAGAAGAUUGAGCUGGCAGCUCGCCGGAAGAGAAGCCUUCCAGGACUAGGGUCCUGAGAACCUUUGCCCCAGUUGACAUGAAUGUGGUGCCAUAACAGAUCUUUCCCUAUGUGCUGGAUGGGUGAGCACACUUGUCAGUAGGACACUCCCGGCUGCCUAAUCACCUCCCUGAAGGUCCAGUGAGCUGCUGGCCAGCAUUGGAAGGUGAGCUACUGAGCAUGGCUCACUGUAGUCUUUCACAUGAAUUGUGAAAAAUAAAGUAGAUUUUGGCUUUA
Miniopterus natalensis is the source of this 1815-nucleotide messenger RNA. It is a transcript of the gene DDX28, whose product is annotated as DEAD-box helicase 28. Lineage: Eukaryota; Metazoa; Chordata; Mammalia; Chiroptera; Miniopteridae. The record is from RefSeq and is a predicted model, not a curated record. Gene Ontology annotation, molecular function: ATP binding; RNA helicase activity; nucleic acid binding.